ACGAGCUCAUCCUGAAACUUGAUACACUUAACUUAGAGGAGAAGAAUCGUUCAGGAAAGAUCAAAACGGUCCGAGCUGCCAUUGAAAGCAUUCACGAGGAGCUGGCGAAGGAGGUCAAACUUGAAAAGCAAGAGGAUCUAGUUCGUGAGAUGAAUGAAGUACGACAAGAGAGGCAAGGCGUCAUCGGACGCAAGCGAGAGCUUGAAGCAGAGAUGAAAACUAAUCUUGAUCAAGAGUAUCGCUUCAAGAGCCAACUCCAGCAGUCGAAAGAUGAACUUGGAAAACUCGACGAUGUCGAGGUCCGCAAGUUUCAGAUGCUGUACCACUGGGACCGGGAUACGGCGGAUGCGGUUACAUGGUAUCGUAAUAACAAGGACAAGUUCAGGAUGGAGGUUUUUGAGCCUCCUUAUCUUUCAGUGAAUGUUCCAGAUCGCACUUUUGCAAGCGCAGUUGAGAUGGCUUUCAGUGGCAACAAUAUGAAAACCUUCGUCGCUCAAUGUCAAGAGGACUACGAUACCCUGAACCAUAACAUUAACGACAACCAGGUUCUUGGUCGAAAGGUUUGGGUAACUACGUGGUACAGAGCCCGCAUGGAUCGGCUUUUCGUUCCGCCACCUAUGGAACGCGACGAGGCAUGUGCUAACUUUCCGUCAUAAAAAUAUCUGACGUCGGUGUUCUAUAGCUGGCCAGACUUGGCUUUUCUGGAUAUUUACUGGACUAUCUCACUUGUCCGCAGGGUUUGGAGUGGUUCUUGCAGGUUGAACUGAAUCUACACAGGAUUG
Guyanagaster necrorhizus is the source of this 782-nucleotide messenger RNA. RefSeq lists its product as uncharacterized. Gene Ontology annotation, biological process: double-strand break repair via homologous recombination. Lineage: Eukaryota; Fungi; Basidiomycota; Agaricomycetes; Agaricales; Physalacriaceae. Gene Ontology annotation, cellular component: Smc5-Smc6 complex; nucleus. The record is from RefSeq and is a predicted model, not a curated record. The transcript is spliced from 4 exons. The coding region runs from base 150 to 656 and encodes 168 amino acids. Gene Ontology annotation, molecular function: single-stranded DNA binding.